AUGGCGUCUUUAUCGUCUAUCAUUUCAAAACACUUGAUUUUAAUGAUAUUUAAGUGUUUAACUGCUGAACAAGUUUUAGACAAACAAAACGAAGAUUUCGAUUUUGAUGGAUUACCUGGAGUUACAUACGAAUUCAAAAUAGAAGUUUAUUCUGGACGAGAACAGUGUUUUUACCAAAAAAUAGCUAACGGAGCAACUCUUCAUUUAUCUUUUGAGGUUUUACGUGGUUCUGAUAAAUUGGUUGAUGUAGUGAUAUGGGAUCCUAACAAUAACCAAGUAGAUGCGAAACAUUCGGUAACAAGUGGCUAUUUUGAGAACAAAAUUACAUUUGAAGGAAUAUAUACGAUAUGUAUAGAUAACUUUGUUAGCAGAAAUAUGUAUGGUUCGAAGUUGAUUUAUUUUUACAUGAUGACGUAUGUAAUGAGCGACUGGUACCAAUAUCAAAAGGAAAUUAACAGUGUCAGUUCAACCGUUACUUAUUUUACUAGGACAGUCACAUCCGUUCAGAAUUCGAUCGAAGCAGUCAAACAACACCAAACCCAUAUAAGAAUGAAUGUGAUUAAAGACAACUAUUUCAUCCGCGGAAAUAACGACUAUAUUAGUUGGUGGUCAAUUUUUCAAAUUUCCGUUAUCGUUUGCACUUCCGGUUUCCAGGUUUUUUGUGUAAGAAGACUUUUUAGAAUUCCACAUGUUACAAGAAAACCUAGUGGGUAAAACAAAAGAACAAUAUUUAUUAUGUUAGAAGUUGUUUUGAACAUAAUAUUUUACAUGAGUGUGUAACUACAACUGAUAGUACAAAAAAGACGAUAAACAAUAUAAAAAUUAUAGAAUUGAAUUAAUACCAACGCUCGCCAAACGACUAAACAAUAACAUAUGGAGGAAACUGAAAAAUAGUACCGUUGUUGAUUUUUUGUAAUAAUUGAAUUAAAAAAAAUCGCUCAA
Molecule: messenger RNA, 942 nt
Organism: Mytilus californianus (California mussel)
Lineage: Eukaryota; Metazoa; Mollusca; Bivalvia; Mytilida; Mytilidae
Product: transmembrane emp24 domain-containing protein A-like
Exons: 4
Coding region: 1-714 (237 amino acids)
Biological process (GO): Golgi organization; endoplasmic reticulum to Golgi vesicle-mediated transport; intracellular protein transport
Cellular component (GO): Golgi apparatus; endoplasmic reticulum; COPII-coated ER to Golgi transport vesicle
Source: RefSeq, a predicted model, not a curated record